AGUUGGUUGUUGCAGCAUCAGGCGAGCAAAGUGCACGUGCUCUAAAUCGGACUCAACCGCAUAAUCUUUCGGGGUUGUCUUCCACUGACCUGGCUCGCUAUCUUCACGCCAUGCUGACCACUGCUCAGUACCACAGCCCACUGGCUCUGCGACAGGUCAGACCAGUGACUGAUCCAGCUGAUCUCAACUUCUUCAUCCCGAACAAUCAGACCUGGGCAAUUGUACUACGAACCGGAGAGGCAAUUGCUUUGUAUGUAUGUCUGUGCGUGUUGGCUACAAUCAUAAUCAUUCUUGUGAUAUUCCUGGUUCUGCAAAGAGAAUCAAGACGACCGUUGGCGAAGAAAGUGAGAACUAGUGGAAUUUGGUGUCCUCCACUGGGACCGGGCUUGAAACCACCACAAUCUGCGCUUGUUCUGCAUACCUACACUGCUGAUGCGCUCGCAAAAGGAAAGCAUCGACUUCCACAGUCGAUUGACGCCUAUGCCAAACAGGAGAAUGUAGCGACUACAAUGAAAUGUGCAAAGCCGGUAGACCAAACGAUUCGAUUCCCAGACCCGAUUGAAUCUCUUACUGCUGAAGCCUCAACUUAUGGCCGGGCAUCAAGUGCCGUUCGAACAAACGUGCAGUCAACCAGUUCGCAGAAGCGUGCUCUGGACAACGAAUUUACUGGUUCUUGGAUCAGAGACGAAGCUUUGUCCCGCAGGAAAUUUGCUCGACUGGAAGCCGAGUGCGAUACCAGCUCAAGCGAAAAGCAACCGUUGGUCAGUGGUGCACAUGAACAGGAAUCAACUAGAUUACAACCAUCGGUGAAACGACCCCUGUCGGGAAACGGUCUCCAGGAAGUCAAUAAUGAAAGCGACCUUUUACGCCGUUCAGCAUUCAAACAACAGCCAAGCUGUUUGUACUCACAACGGAAAACAAAUAACAAGGUGCACAGAUACCUCAGAAAUUUAAUACAGUCUCAGGACGGUCUCCAUCCAAUCUCACCACACGCAGUGGCAUGUCUUGACUGCGUAUCUUGUACACAAAAUCUACAAGAAGAGUUAGAUACAAAGCAGUAUGUUUGUCUCAAACAGCAACUUGACGAAUGCCCGUUUAGGAGUAUCGGUCACCACCCAAUGACUCUUUUACAUGAACGUACAAGCAAUUAUGUUUUAGACCCCAUAACUGGAGAAACAAUGUUACACAUGGCUGCUCGGUUCAAUGGUGGUCCUGAUCUUGCACUUGCACUUCCUCGCCUGAAUGGUGUAAUUGGAUCAGCAGAAGAGUCUGCCUAUAUUCUACAAGCCGAUUCUCAGGGUAGAACUGCGUUGGUAAGCGCCGCAGCUUCAGAUGCGUUGGACUCAACCAGUGCGUUAUAUCAGUUGGAACGUGAGGCGACGAUUGCAUCACUACCACAACUACCAAAAAGAAACACAGAAACGGUCGUUCCCGCCUCUUGUUCGCAUACAAUUAAUAGUGCAACAGCUUCGUUAACAAGACCAAAGAGACAGAAAGCAGUGGAUGUCCGGCAGUGUACUCCAUUGAUCGCUGCUGUUCAGGCUGGGAACGAAGAAUUAGCACGUUACUUGAUCGACGAAGGCUAUCCAUUGAGCGGCAUGGAUGAAAUGGGCAGGAACGUGAUUCAUUGGGCUGCCGCGACCAAUUCUCUUCGGACUCUGGAACGCUUAGCGACAUGCAAAGGAUUUCAUCGUCUUGCUGGUGCUCGUGAUGAUGAAGACCGAACGCCACUUAUGUUAGCUACCCGAGAAGGAUGUACAGAUGCCGUGCGAUUCCUUUUGCAGCAGAAAGUCAACGUACUACACGCUGAUUGCUUAGACAAUGAUCCUUUAAAGAUUGCUAGAGACAAAGGUUUCACAGACAUCGAACAGAUGUUAUUGCCACGUUGUUUUCAAGUGGUCCGGUCUAAGACACAUCAAAAGCUCCAAGGAGCCUUAAAUCACAGGCAAAAUACUGGGGUUACUUUAAAUCCAGUCGAGGACAGCGAAGAGGGAAGUGAAUCGUUUAUCUCCGACGAAAGUAUCAGAAGAGAUGCAUCAUAGUUCCAGGAUGUGAUGGUCAAUAUACAGAAAGGAACAGAUAACAUAAAGUUGCCCAUACUACCUGAUUGAUCUCAGCGAUCCAGGGGCUCUUAGUUGGCUGAUCUGCGGUGACUGAUCCAUCGUUGUUUUGGCGGUGACGGAAAGGGAAUUUUCCAUUUUGUAAGCCAUAUGCUCCAGCCCUGUUAUCCUUGAAUAUGCCCCUAUUUGUUCAUGUGGGUGAUAAAUAGAAGGCAAAAUAGAAGAAGAAUUGGUGACCUUGCACCAGAUAUGG
Dicrocoelium dendriticum is the source of this 2313-nucleotide messenger RNA. The record is from the annotation of a GenBank genome assembly. NCBI's taxonomy places the organism in Eukaryota, Metazoa, Platyhelminthes, Trematoda, Plagiorchiida, Dicrocoeliidae.